GGCGGGUGAUGUUGCUCUGAGCGAAAUGUACCACGAGUUUAUGGACCAACACUUCCAGACAGAAGUCGUGGCGUUCGCGAUACGCGUCUCCUUACUGUGUGCAUUGGCUACCAUGAGGCAAUGGUAUAGAGCAUUUUGGGGAGGUCCUUGACAACACUUGGUGGACGCGAGAUGGCGGACAUUCAAGAGCCCUCUGGCACUCUUAACUGGCGCUUGAGCGCACAUCCAAUCACUCUCGUGACCUUUCUAGGCUUCAGAGCCUCCUCGCUAGUCGUCUACCUUCUCGGCCUUCUUUUCACCUCCAACUUCGUCCUUAUCUUCAUCAUCACCAUCUUACUACUGGCUGCGGACUUCUACUACGUCAAGAACAUCGCUGGCCGGCGGCUGGUAGGCCUGCGAUGGUGGAAUGAGGUCAAUCCACAGACUGGCGACACACACUGGGUGUUCGAGAGCGCACCGCCGCCCAAUGAACCUGGUGGGAGAAUAAUCAAUGCUACGGAUAAGCGCUUCUUCUGGCUAGCUGUAUAUGUGCAGCCUGCAUCCUGGAUUGCGCUGGCGAUCUUGGCGAUUGUGAGGUUUCAAUUCAUAUGGCUCACACUUGUCGCAAUUGCGCUUGUGCUCACCAUCACCAACACCUUGGCGUUCUCGCGGUGCGACAAGUUCAGUCAGGCCAGCGGCUUGCUUGGAAACGGGCUCUACUCGGCAUCAUUGGCACGUAAUGUAGGCGGUGCACUCAUGUCGCGCUUCUUCCGUAGGUGAAGCAUACAUGCAUCACAGCUUUGUUGGCACUUUCAGCGCAAUUUUACAAUACUCUAGUCUAUUGCCUUCGCUAACCUAUGCCAGCCUUCACUCAUCGUGCCCGGGGUAAGUCUCACUCAUGUCAUGCUCCCUCCGCUGAUGCUUACCCAGCUCAUCAUGGUCACUGCA
Molecule: messenger RNA, 927 nt
Organism: Baudoinia panamericana UAMH 10762
Lineage: Eukaryota; Fungi; Ascomycota; Dothideomycetes; Mycosphaerellales; Teratosphaeriaceae
Exons: 3
Coding region: 172-759 (195 amino acids)
Biological process (GO): vesicle-mediated transport; protein secretion
Cellular component (GO): Golgi membrane
Source: RefSeq, a predicted model, not a curated record